This is a messenger RNA of Aspergillus pseudoviridinutans, 447 nucleotides long. RefSeq lists its product as uncharacterized. Bases 1 to 447 code for a protein of 148 amino acids. Lineage: Eukaryota; Fungi; Ascomycota; Eurotiomycetes; Eurotiales; Aspergillaceae. The record is from RefSeq and is a predicted model, not a curated record. The transcript has 2 exons.
AUGUCUUCAUCUGCUCAGCCGAUGCCAGUUGUCGCGUGCGGCAGGAAAACCGCGGUCGGAAAACCAGUCUCCCAGCACCUGCUGCCUGAAUAUGAAGUUAUUCACUUCAUACAGUCAUAUGAGGCCGCAGAGGCUGAGCUCCCGCAUCUGCUUGUAGGCCGUGAUCCUCAGUCUCAGAACCCCAACGAUAUUGGAACCCACGAUUACAGUCGGCCUCCUCGCGCCGUGCUCUUCGGCCGUGGCUAUGAGCCUCAGCAGGUUGAAGAGCUUAAGAAGAAGUUCGCGGGCAUUGCUAAAGAACCUGUUGCUUGGGUGAGGGGGAACCCGGCGGAUGUCCCUGUCGCCCCUGUGCCUGAUUAUGCUCAGAAGGUCGCGGUGGACAUGAAGACGGUGCUUGGUAAAUGGAGGGACGCGGGAGCCAAAGACGAGGAGAUUUUGGUGUACUAG